Messenger RNA from Camelus dromedarius (Arabian camel), 7500 nucleotides. It is a transcript of the gene KLHDC7A, whose product is annotated as kelch domain containing 7A. The record is from RefSeq and is a predicted model, not a curated record. Gene Ontology annotation, molecular function: protein binding. The transcript has a single exon. Bases 203 to 2593 code for a protein of 796 amino acids. NCBI's taxonomy places the organism in Eukaryota, Metazoa, Chordata, Mammalia, Artiodactyla, Camelidae.
CUGAGACCUGCCAGCCCCGGGCCCCCGUGGCUACCCUCUGCCAGCUCAAAGUCACCUUUGCUCCAACUCUUCUGCUGGCCAGCCGGCCAGAGUCAGCCCAGACCCCCCUCCCGCUCAGCUCGGCAGGAACCAGGAACCGUCCCUAUUGGGCAAUCAUUAAUCGGAUUCUUGACAUUCCUCUGCCUUGGGUCAGCUUGGGAACAUGCUCCCCAGAGGAGGAGGAGCGGAGACCCAGGACUGGCAUCUGGACAUGCAGCUGACUGGCAAGGUGGUGCUGUCUGCCGCUGCCCUGCUCCUGGUGACCGUGGCCUACCGGCUGUACAAGUCGAGGCCCACCCAGGCCCCACGGAGGGGCGGGAACGCCAAGGUCAAGGCCGAGCAGGAGGCAGAGGGCUCUGGGCAGCCUGCCACCCACGGGGCUGUUUCUGGGGCGCCACGCUGGGGCCUGAGACGCAGGAGGGGAAGCGAGGGGACUGGAGAAUUGCCCAGCUGCAGCUGGGAGAAUCCUGAGCGCUCCGGAGUCCUGGCAACGGGAGCCUCUUCCAAAGACUCAGAAGCCGGGGAGACUGGGCAGCCCGGGAAAAAAGGUGCUGGCGGAGGGCAGGGUGGGCCACGCCUGGACUCCCACCUGACAGCUCCUCCACGCGGUGGCCAGGAAGCCGGAACAGCCUCUGGCGGUAAGCCCAGACUGACCCAUCACCCCCAUUUGUGCAGUGAACCCAAAAGCUCCCCAAUCGGCCUCACAGAGGCGGACAGCAACAGUGGGGGCGGUGAGCCUACUCCAUGGCUGAACAGCGGGCCCCCCAAACAGCCAGGGGCCAGAGAGCAGAAAUCCCCCCACCAACGCUGGGCAGCCCACACAGGAGACGGGAGUGACAUGAGUAAGAGCUGGGUCUUUACCCGCGUGACAGGGGUCCACAGGGAAGAGGCCGGGGCCCUCCAGGCUGCCUCAGACAUGGGCCUGGCCUUGCAUCAGCAGGAGGGAGCCACCGAUGCCUCUUACACCUUCUCGUCCAUGGCCCGGGUUCGAGUGGUGGAGAAUUUCAUACCGGAGAAGGGGGAGGGCAUCAGGUCCCCGCUGAAGGGCAAGGUGUACGAUUACUAUGUUGAAUCCACCUCUCAGGCCACCUCCAGGGGUACGUUGGCCCCCAGAAGGGCAGCCCUGGCUGAGGCUCCAUCCCCUGUUUCAGUGCCACAACCCCUGGGAAUGGGGGCAGCCUCCGGAGGCCAUGUGGAUGACAGAGUAGGUGGGGCAGAGGCAGCCGCCUCCCCGCAGCCUGAGCUGUCAUCCUCCGUGCAAGGCUUCAGCAGGAAGGAGAGCCUCCUUCAGAUCGUGGACAACCCAGAGCUUCAGCUGCAGCUCGAUGGCUUUGGGAACUCUGCUCCCUCCUGCCCAGACCAGAGUGCUCCGCCCACCGGCCCCAUAUCCCGGGAUUCUCCGGGGUCCGGCUCAGCCGGAAGCAGUGGGAAGCCCCACGUGCAGUUUGUGGCUGGGACCAAUUUCUUCCACCUCCCGCUCACCCCAGGUUCAGCCCCAGGUGUUCACCUGGAUCUGGGCAAUUGCUAUGAGGUGCUAACUUUUGCCAAGAGGCAGAGCCUGGAGGCCCUGAAGGAGGCCGCCUACAAGGUGAUGAGUGACAACUACCUCCAGGUCCUGCGCAGCCCGGACAUCUACGGGUGCCUGAGCGGGGCAGAGAGGGAGCUGAUUCUCCAGCGACGGCUCCGGGGCCGCAAGCACCUGGUGGUGGCCGACCUGUGCCCCCAGGAAGACUGCAGCCGCCUCUGCUGCUAUGACAGUGAGCAGGAUGUCUGGCACCCGCUGGCCCGUCUGCCCCCCGAGGCUGUGUCCCGGGGCUGUGCCAUCUGUAGCCUCUUCAAUUAUCUCUUCGUGGUGUCCGGGUGCCAGGGGUCCGGGCGCCAGCCCUCCAAUCGCGUCUUCUGCUACAAUCCGCUGACGGGGAUCUGGAGCGAGGUGUGCCCGCUAAACCAGGCCCGGCCGCACUGCCGGCUGGUGGCCCUGGACGGGCACCUGUACGCCAUCGGGGGCGAGUGUCUGAACACAGUGGAGCGCUAUGACCCCCGCCUGGACCGCUGGACCUUUGCCCCGCCGCUCCCCAACGACACCUUCGCGCUGGCGCACACAGCCACGGAGUGUGGCGGAGAGAUCUUCGUCACCGGCGGCUCGCUGCGCUACCUGCUGCUCCGCUUCUCCGCCCAGGAGCAGCGCUGGCGGGUCGGCCCCACGGGGGGCGGCAAGGACCGCACGGCCGAGAUGGUGGCGGUCAAGGGCUUUCUCUAUCGCUUUGACCUCAACCGCAGCCUGGGCAUCAGCGUGUACCGCUGCAGCGCCAGCACCCGCCUCUGGUACGAAUGCGCCACGUACCGGACCCCAUACCCGGACGCCUUCCAGUGCGCCGUGGUGGACGACCUCAUCUACUGUGUGGGGCGCCAGCGCACCCUCCGCUUCCUGGCCGACUACGUCUCCCCCAGGUUUGUGCCCGAGGAGCCGCAGAGCUUCCCCUCCCCGCAGGGCACCCUCCUGCCCACCGUCCUGACCUUGCCCGGCCCUGAGGUGCCCCAGACCAGGGUCUAGCAGCCCCUCUGCUGGGCUCCUUCUGCAAAACUAGAGGCAAAAAUCACCCUCUGCUCACCACUACAUGGGGUGUUUCUAGGAGAUGCAGCAGUCCAGGAAUUUGAGUCCCACUUACUGGCUAGGAUUCCUAGCAGAGUCUUUGCCCUCACUGGGCUACAGAAGCCCAGUGUGAAAAUGGAACUUGAGACUGGUGUUCUGGGGCCAAGGGCACCCCUUGUCUGCAGGGAUGGCCACCACCUUGCUUCAGAUCUGAAUCUGAGUGGGCGAGGCAGGUACCAAGACCCCAGCAAAGUUCAGGGGCACAGCCUUAUCACAGUCAAGUUCCAGGGGUCAGUUGCUGCCUCAGGCUGACCCUGCUGGAUCUGGACCAGCUCUCCAUAAGAUGCUGGUGCCUCUUCCAAGACAGUGUCUGCUGAGCCCCAACCUCCAACGUUCCCAGAAGCACCCUGGACACACAAGUGGGGAAAAUUGAGGGAGGGGGUUCUGGCAGGACCAGGAAGGAGCCCAGGGGAGCCCCAGGGGGGCCAGCCAGAGGGAGAGACAGCUAGAGAAGCAGAACAGCUAAAGUUGGAGGUGCCCAUGGAGACUGUUGCCUGCAGAGUAAAUUGACUAAAGCCCACUUCACUUUUUCUCAUUGCCCAGAAUUCUAAUAUGCCAGAAGGAGGAGAAACUUCCAUUUUUAGCAUCCAUUUGUAAAGGUACAUCUUGUAGGGUCUACUGAGAAUACAUCUGAGUCUAUAUAUUAGGUCUCGGGAGAGCAAGGAAAAGAUGUGGUCCCAUGGCCAGCCUCCUGCUGGGCAUUGUUAUCGGACUGCUUCAUUCUCUCCCCAGAUCUGAGAAACUUUCAUAAUACAGCUCUUCGUGCAACCCAGCCCUCCCUUUGGGAGCUGGGGACAGCCACAACAACCCAGCCCUUCCAGGUGGUGAGAUGCGAUAACAUUACUUGCCCUUCCUUGCCUUGUGGUCACCUGGUCAGACCAGAGAGGACCAGGGAGGGGCAGGUCCAUGAUGGAGCUGAGGAGCUAGAAGGUUCUAAUAGUGCAUUGGAAGACUGGGAUCUCCUUUCACAUCAGGUUUGGUAAAUUCUUAAUGAGAAGAAACCCUCCAGCCUCGGGAAGUUACCUUUUCAUCCCAGAAGGAGGGAAGAUAGACUGGUCCAAUCUAUCACCACAGCCCUGUUCCAUCUCCAAGGGAAACACACAUAUGGACAGGAGAGCAGUGAUGCUCUUGGUCCCAGCCAGAAGCCAGGGGAGCUGGGACUACUUCUAAAGUGACAAGCAGCAUGAGGAAACGGGUAGAGAAGGGUGGUGCACCAGGGCAGGCCUGGCAGGUGGGGAGGUGGGCGUGCUGACUUCAGCCUCCCCAUCUUGAAAACAGAAGGACAAUCUGUGUCCUUCUCUGCCUGGAGGGUAAAGGUGAGCUGGAGAAAGCUCUGCCCAAGCUCCCGGGGGUCCUGGCAGGCACAUAUGUUCAUUGCAGCUGCUGGGGGGGAGCUGGGGGUCUUUUUGGAAGAUCCAGGAUUGGAAUGAUUAAAAAGGGCACUUUUCUCGGACCACACAAGGACACCUUCCCUAUUCUGGGAUCUGGGAGGUCAGGUUGCUUAAUCUAUUUCUAAGUUGGAGGCCUAGAAAGGAAAGUUAGCUGGGACUAUGGCUGAAGCCUGGGGAGAGUGACCUUCCCGCCCCAUCCCUAGUCCCCACCAAGGCCAUGCUCAAGCUCAGAGCCAAGACUCAGGCAUGAACUUCCAAGGGACCCAGGGGGAGGGGGAGAUGUGAUGCCAGGCAGAGAAAAGAGUUUGCUUGGGAAGAGAACCCCAUCUGGGACCUGGGGCAGGGGGAGCCAGAUCCAGCCCCAGGGGCAGUUCUGCCAUAAAGAGCCAGACAGAGGACAGGAUCUCAGCCAAGCUGGGUCGAGUGUAAGGGAGGGCUCCAAGCUGACAGUGAGCUAGGGCUCACUCUAGGGAAGCUUCUGGAAGCCCACUGCAUACCUAUAGCAGGGACUAGGGAAAUGGAUCAAGGGAUAAGGCAGCACAGUUUGUUCCAGCCCCAGUGAUGGUGGGUGUGGUCUCUAUGAUGAGAGGGAGAGAGCUGAGACUUGGGCCUGGGCUGAGAUGAAAAGUAUGCUGCACACCUCAUCUGCCUUCUAUGGUCCCAUGGCAGACAUCACUAACCGAUGGCCGUACCUUUUCUGAUUGAGCCAUUUUAAUGGCCUCAGAACUGUUUCAACACAGGGUCCCAGGUGGUCAUUACCAAUAGAUUAGAGCUAGUGUGUUUCUCAUUCUUGGCCUGGAUCUCCAGAGCUGGAUUUAGGGAUGAGAGUAAUCAGGGGGUCAGGGCCAUCGCAGUAAGGCAAGGUAGUUCAGGGAGCCUGCGAAGACACCUAGGGCCGUGAGGGUCAGGGUUCAUUUACAGAACGUUUUAGCCAGGUGCUGUUUCAGCACAUCUCUGCCCUAACAGAGCUCACAUUUUCACCAUAGAAAACAGGCAAUUUAAAAAAACAAAUACGUAAACAAACAAGGAGAACCCAAGCUGCAUAUGGGGCACAAAGAAAGAGAAGGCAGGGAAGUGGGAUUGCGUGAUCAGGCUCCUUGAUAAGAAGACCCUGGGCAGAGCCCUGAGUGGAGGUCUGGGAGAUGCAGAGGCCAGGGCUGGCUCAGGGCCCGGGAAGGGCUUGGCCACACUAGCUGGGGAGUCAGGGUGGCCUCCCAGGAUCCCCAUCUCGGUGUGUGAAGAGCCCAGCUCUUCUGCUUUAGCCUUUCUUGGAAGGGAGAGCACUCCAUGACACCAACAUUUACAAACGCUUUAUCAGACAGGGGUAAGCUACCCCCUCGAGAAAGAAGCAGAGUUGGCACAUUUAGGGAUGAGGGUCAAAAUGACACACGCGCACCACAUCUGCAUGUGGAAGGCCAUUCUGAUCCCUUGCAAGCACAACUCACUCCAUGGGGUCAGAGUCUAGCCUUUCCACGUGACCUUUUUGAGUAGCCCUGUCUGUUGACCUCGAGCCCUCAGCCUCAGAGUAGCCUGUGUGUCAGCUGGCUUCUCCACAGGUCAUCUGUCCUGCUCUCCCAAUGAGUUCUUUGUUCUUUAGGGAAAAAAAUCCUUUAGGCUUGAGUUGCUUUCCGCAUUAGGCCAACCAUGCCAUUAUAGAAAAAAAAAAUUGGAAAAUAGAAAAAGGUAUAAAAAAUCUCCCCAGUUUCACCACCCAAAGACAAAACCCCGCUGCGGUGCAGGUCCCUGCGGGCUGUUUUUCCUGUGCAUGAUUUUUGUUUGGCUUGAUUCUUGCCAAGGUGUGAUUAUGCCGAAUAUACAAUUCAGUUGCUUCCUUCUUUCACUUCGCUUUACAGAAUAAGCAUUUUCCCAUGUCACUACAAACCUUCGGUAAACAUCAUUUCAAUAGUUGCACAAUAUUCCAUCCAGUGAAUGUAUCAUGGUUUAUUUAAACAGUUCCCCCUCCUUUAGGUCUGUAGGUUUGUUUUUUUUUUUCUCCUGUUGGUUUCUUUUUCUAUCACAAAUAAAACGUCCUUUGUUUUCGCGUCCCUCUCUGUCUGAGGCCUCCAUCAAUAUUUACAAGAGAAGCUCAGCCUUGGUUCUGUCUGGAAUCAUCAGGUUAUUGAAGCAACCAUAGCAACCACAGCAGUUGCCAGGAGCUGGGGCCUGGGCCCUGCUCUGACCGCAGGGCACAGAGCUGCCCUUGGAAAUGACCAGUGAGAAAGGUCAUCAGACCAAGGCUGGAGGCCGUCCAGGUGCUCCGCCCUGUGGGAUUCCUGGAACCAGGAUGCAAGACACAAAGCCCUGCUCUGAACAGACCAGAGACUGGAUGGCACAUUUUCUACACCUACCCUCGCUGAUCCUCACAACAAGCCCAAUUUACAGGUGAGAAAACUGAGGCUCGGCAAGUUCAAGGAAACGUGCCUCCAUGGCAAAGUCCAAAGACUCUCAGUUUCCUUAAAAGUAUCCUUGAACACGGCCUGCACACUCCCAGCAUGAUGCUCUUUCCAAUCCCCUGACGUGAGACACAGAGCCAAGAACUUGGCAUCAGCUGUCUCCUGGGCUGCACCCAAUCCCUGCCUGCCCCCAUCAAUCAAUUAUGCUCUAUCUUUGACCUUGGAACUCAAAACAAAUUAUCUUAAGCUCUCUGAUCCUCUAUAUCUGCAUCUGUAAAAUGGGUCUGCCCCUGGCAGCCUCAGGAGGAUGUGGUAAGGACUAACAAGAGAACACAUGUAAAGUACCUGGCCCAGGGACUGCUCCGAAGUCAGUCUCAGAAGACCCAUGGUCUUCUGAUGGGGAGGGUGCUGUGAGCCAGCUCAGGGGAGGGGCUCUCGUCUCCCGCUCCCCUUCCUCCGGGUCCUGGCCCCAGAGGAAGGAGGUUGUCUGACAUUUAAGCUCCAGAGGUCCCCCCUCUUGUUUGACAGGGUCUGAGGGUUGGGGGAGGAUGCUCAAGUUAUUUAUGUUUUAGACCAUCUAGGUUUUGAGACUGAGCCCCCGUUGUGAAGGAAAAGCCGGGCUGUUCUAACAAGAUAACUCACAAGUCUAGGAAUGUGAAGGAGAGGCUGGGCUGGGCUAACAAGAUAACUCACAAAUCUAAGUAUUGGAAUACUGAUCUAAGUUCUGCUGGACUAACUUGUAAAUCUAGGUUAAUUAGUGUUGGUUUGCUGUUCAUGUAUUUUUGCUAGCCAGCUGGGUUUUCAAAGAUACAUAUCUGGCUUUGGAAUGUUGGUUUGCUGCCUCCCUGCCUCCACUUUUGUGAUGAUAAUGCUGCUAAAGCUGUUCCAUGCCUAUUGGCCGAAUACCCCAAGCUUGUACUUUACCCUAUAAAACCUCAUGCACAUGUCUUGGAGGUGCUCAGAGCUUCGGAGCAGAAGCCCCUCUGGGCCCGCCGGCGUAAUACAUCUGAGUACUCCAACCCUC